Messenger RNA from Lotus japonicus, 1152 nucleotides. Its product is annotated as F-box/kelch-repeat protein At3g23880-like. The record is from RefSeq and is a predicted model, not a curated record. Gene Ontology annotation, molecular function: protein binding. NCBI's taxonomy places the organism in Eukaryota, Viridiplantae, Streptophyta, Magnoliopsida, Fabales, Fabaceae. The coding region runs from base 85 to 900 and encodes 271 amino acids. The transcript has 2 exons.
CACAAAAUAUAAUUAAGUUGGGAAGAAUAUAUAAUUUCUAGCAGGGAGAGAGUGGCGACGUUCGAAACCACCGCCGCCGCCACCAUGUCACGGAGGCUGUCACCGCCGGUGAUACCAGACGAACUCAUCUACGAGAUCCUUCUGAAGCUUCCAGUGGAAUCCCUUUGGCGACUCAGGCGCGUAUGCAAAACAUGGAAAACCCUAAUUUCCCACCCCCAAUUUGCUAAAGAUCACUUUCACACCUCAAUCUCAGUGAAUGACAAGUACAAGGUGCUAGCAUUUGGCGUUGGUUCGGGUUUUUCUAAAUUCGUGCCUACACUUUAUACCUUUGGUGAAAGGGAAAGUAAUUGGAGGACAAUGAUUCAGGAUCUCCCGUUUACCAGUUGUAUCAGGGGCUUGCGUCAGACAUUUGUGAAUGGUAAUCUGCAUUGGCUGAUUAAAAGUGGUCAUGAUUCUGAUAAAUUGGUGAUUAUUUCUUUUGACGUGGAAAAAGAGACUCAUGGUGAAGUGUUGCUACCUCCUGAGCUAGAGGGUGGAUUUUGGAGUCUUCACCUGUUUGUCUCCAAUAAGCAUCUUUAUGUGGGGCACCGUUCUUACAACACUUGUUUUGUUCUUUGGUUGAUGAAAGACUAUGGAGUUCAGGAGUCUUGGACUAAAGUAAUGACGAUCCCUCUCAACUCUGAAUACUGUAUUUGUAGAUGCAAUGCUACUCAUCAUCUUCGUCCCUUGUGCAUUUUCGAAAAUGGUGUUGUUGUUCUUAGAACUACAUGUUCCAAUUCCUAUUUAGCUACGUAUGACUCAAAUAAUGGCAAAUUCAAACGUCAUUAUUGUGGGAAUACGCGAAAUCAAAGUAAGUGGUGUGGAGGGAUUUAUCAUGAGAGUCUAGUUUCACCACCAUGAUCUGUUGCAUUUGUGGAGUCUUCCCGAGCUUUGCAUAUAGCUUAUUGUGCGUCAUAAUUUUUAAGCUUAUAACUUAAUUAUCAUAGAAUACAUGGUGUUAGUUGUUUUGGUGAAGCCUCUUUAUUGGAUUUUUUUUUGCUUAUAUCUCUUUGUUUUGAAUUAUUGAUGGUUGGAUCGAUACUUGGAUUUACCUUAUAUUUUGUAGUGAUCUUUGAAUUCUAUUCUAAUUAGAAAGAUUAUUGUUGAGUAUUA